AUGACGAACAAGAAGAAGAUCAAGCGCGUUGUCAAGCUCCCUGAAGACAUUAUUGUGGAAAUUCUGUUAAAGUUGCCCUUCAAAUAUUUGAUCCAAUGUAGUUGCGUUUCGAAAAAAUGGCGUUCUUUAAUAUUAUUUGACCCCCAGUUCUCCAAACCCCACUACAAAGUAGCAUCCGAGCAGAGAAGCCUUGGUCAAUCACUACUCUGUGUUUCCAGGCGAAGUAAAUUUCCGUUAAAAUGGUUUGAAAUACCAGUCUACACUAGUGAUCCAAAAUUUCAAUCCUUAGAGGUCUUGGCUGGUGACCAUGUUCCUAAUUCCUUUCUUUCCUUCCCACUCAAGGAAAAAAAAUAUGGUUCUUUACAGCUACUGGGAUCUUGCAAUGGUUUGGUAUGUUUAGGUGAAUUGUCUGCGUACGAAAGACAUUAUAAAAACGUGUGUAUCUGGAACCCUUCAACCGGAUUCAUCCGCGAAUUGCCUGAAUGGGAGAGGAAACCACAAAGUUUGCUGGAUGGAGUGAUAGCUUUUGCUAGUAGUGGUUUUGGUUAUGUUUCCGCCACCGACGACUACAAAUAUGUUGCUUUAGCUAAUGAUAUCGAUUGCUCCGAUCCACAAACACUAUCAAGGGGACCAAGGCUGACAUCUUCUCGUUGA
Molecule: messenger RNA, 654 nt
Organism: Rosa rugosa (rugosa rose)
Lineage: Eukaryota; Viridiplantae; Streptophyta; Magnoliopsida; Rosales; Rosaceae
Product: F-box/kelch-repeat protein At3g06240-like
Exons: 1
Coding region: 1-654 (217 amino acids)
Molecular function (GO): protein binding
Source: RefSeq, a predicted model, not a curated record